Leishmania braziliensis MHOM/BR/75/M2904 is the source of this 1536-nucleotide messenger RNA. RefSeq lists its product as hypothetical. The record is from RefSeq and is a predicted model, not a curated record. The transcript has a single exon. The coding region runs from base 1 to 1536 and encodes 511 amino acids. Lineage: Eukaryota; Euglenozoa; Kinetoplastea; Trypanosomatida; Trypanosomatidae.
AUGCCUCGGCUCUCAUUCUGGGCCGUUGGCGUGCUUGCCGGGUGGGGGAUAACAUAUGAGGGUUACCAUCACAUCUACGUGCCAUACCGAACCUCGCAGCUGGCGGUCGACCAACGGUGGGAGCGGAGUAAGAUGCCGUACCACGACGCCAUCCACGCCUAUUCCCGGUUGCAGACAGUCAUCGAGCAGCAGCUGGCUAUGAGAUCUUCUUCCCCGUUGUCUUCGUCGGCGAGUGCACGACAAGAUACCUCGGUGUGGUACACCAACGCGGAAAAAAUUCUUUUCUUCUGCGAUGUGCAGCGUGUGCGUGCCCUGCUCCUGGGUCUCCCACACCACCUCAUCACUGAGAAGGACCUGCGUGCGAAGCUUCAACAACUAUCGGUCUGGGAAGCGCAGCACUGCACGGAGCUCAACUUUCGAUCGGCUCCUCUUACCUUUUCGCAAGCGCUGCGGUCCGCUAUGUGCUUUGUGAUUUACCUGCUCUGCUUUCGCGUCCUCAGCCCGCUGCUGAGUGUGUGGAAUGGCUCUGCGGGCUGGCAAGCCCGGCUCCAACACAGCGUGGCUGUUCAGAUCGCCGAGGCCUUGGAGAUAAAGGUGCUGCUGACAGUACAAGAGAGCGAGUCGUGCAACGUCAGCAGUGAGGUCGCCCGUGGGACAUCUUACCGUUACAUAACUCUUAACGCAACGCACUGGAUCGAAGAAGUCGGCUUCUGGGCUUGCCCCAACAACCCACUCCUGCGUCAUCGGUCCGUCAGCGCGCCAGCACCUGUGCGGAGUGAGGAAGUGGACGACUAUCACUUGAAACUCCUACGUGGUCUCCCAAUGAUGACAUGCUCCUCAAAUGCCGCGCCACAGCACAGUGGUGCAUUGAACUUCGUCUCAACGGCACUGCGCCAGCCGUGGUGCUACCUGUUCUGGUGUGGCCCCUCUGCUUCAGCGACCGCGUACGCUACGACAUAUGCUGAGCACUGGCGUCGGCUGGAGGCGCGACAGCAGGAGUGCCUGUCAAGGGGAGGUGAAGACGACGAAGCAGCGUCACUGAUGACGGCGACUGACGUCACAUUCGGAUACCCAAUGCUGUCCAACACCGACCAACUUGAGUGCGAGGUAGAUCAUGAGGCACACUACAUCCCUGUGGGGAUCAGCGGAUUGCCGCGCGUCUUGUAUGUGGACACGGCGCAUGCAAAGGAUGAUGUGCGGCCGCGACGUACGCGCGAGGAGACGUACGCUCGCGUGCAGCAGGCACAAUUCGCUCGUGCCCCCUCCGCGGCGCCCACGAUGCGCGCACCGGCUGAUUCGAUCGCGGCCGUACCACAAACGUCAUCCAGGUUGCACGAGUGGCAAGCCCACCACGGGCCUCCAUGCUGGCUCCGGGUGUGGUGGGGCGGCGUCUACGGCGGGGGCCCUCGUCGGUCAAACGCCACUCUUCACUACCACCUGGGCCGCGCGAGCACGGUGGCCGAGUACGCGAGUGCCGCUAUCGCGGCCAGCCAAGCUGCGGGAGCCUUCACUGCUGCUGCCGCCUCUGCGGUGUAA